Molecule: messenger RNA, 1296 nt
Organism: Gossypium raimondii (Peruvian cotton)
Lineage: Eukaryota; Viridiplantae; Streptophyta; Magnoliopsida; Malvales; Malvaceae
Product: protein trichome birefringence-like 43
Exons: 5
Coding region: 104-1183 (359 amino acids)
Cellular component (GO): Golgi apparatus
Molecular function (GO): O-acetyltransferase activity
Source: RefSeq, a predicted model, not a curated record
UCACAGGUGUACAUUAGUGGAGUCCCUUAAAUUCCUCCUCUGAAUUAUAUAUUUGUCAUCCAACUGAACACAGUUUCACCAACCCAUCUCUCUCGGCAAUUUGAUGGGUCCUUUCGCCAUUGCUGCCACAGUAUUUGCAGUGCUUUCUCUUUCAUACCAGCUUCAUGGACAUGGGGAGAAGGUGGAGAGAGGUUUAACUGUAAAUGGUUGUGAUCUUUUCCAAGGCAGUUGGGUGUAUGAUGAAUCCUACCCACUUUACCAAUCAUCCAGCUGCUCCUUCAUCCAGAACCAGUUCGAUUGCUUGAAGAAUGGUCGGCCUGAUAAAGACUAUCUCAAGUAUCGAUGGCAGCCCACUACAUGCAACUUGUCACGGUUCGAUGGUGAAGAUAUGCUAUCGAGAAUUAGGGGGAAGAGCAUUAUGUUCGUUGGCGAUUCUCUGAGUCUAAAUCAAUGGCAGUCACUCACUUGCAUGCUUCACACUGCUGUCCCUCACGCUCAGUACAAAACUAUAACUGUUCAAGGCCUCUCCACCUUCACUUUUUUAGAGUACAAUGCGAAGGUGAUGUUCUCCCGCAAUGCAUUCCUAGUGGAUCUUGUAAGCCUGCCGAUUGGUCGAGUUCUGAAGCUUGAUUCAAUUGAAGAAGGUGCCAAAUUAUGGAAAGGAAUUGAUGUUUUGAUCUUCAAUACUUGGCAUUGGUGGCUCCACACCGGAAGGAAACAACCAUGGGAUUUCAUUGAAGAAGGAAAUCAUACACAGGUAGACAUGGACCGCUUGGUUGCCUAUGAGAAAGGGUUAAAUACAUGGGCUAAAUGGGUUGACGCCAAUGUUAAUACUUCAAAAACUACAGUUUUCUUUCAAGGAGUUUCUCCGGAUCACAUUAAUUCAAGUGAUUGGGGUGAACCUAAAGCAAAGAAUUGUGAAGGGCAGAAAGAGCCAAUUAAGGGAGGAGAUUACCCAGGAGGUCAACAUCCAGCAGAGAAAGUGGUUGAGAAAGUGCUUAAGACCAUGUCGACACCGGUUUAUCUACUCAACGUAACGACUCUGUCACAGCUGAGAAAAGAUGGGCAUCCAUCGGUGUAUGGCCAUGGCGGCCACAGAGAUAUGGACUGCAGCCAUUGGUGUUUGGCUGGUGUUCCUGAUACUUGGAAUCAACUCUUAUAUGCAGCUCUCAUUCAAAGCUGAAAUUACAUUCCAAUCUAUUUAUCAUGUUUUUAUAAAUAAAAAUGAAUUAUAAUAUGAUAAUUAGAAGAUAUAUUGCAAUUCCUAAUAAUUAAAUAUUGGAAAAGAAUGUUCUU